Messenger RNA from Aspergillus ochraceoroseus IBT 24754, 1880 nucleotides. RefSeq lists its product as uncharacterized. Gene Ontology annotation, biological process: proteolysis. The coding region runs from base 80 to 1606 and encodes 508 amino acids. The transcript has 3 exons. The record is from RefSeq and is a predicted model, not a curated record. Gene Ontology annotation, molecular function: metalloexopeptidase activity; aminopeptidase activity. NCBI's taxonomy places the organism in Eukaryota, Fungi, Ascomycota, Eurotiomycetes, Eurotiales, Aspergillaceae.
UCUCCACCUCUCUUAUAACCACCAUCAACCUCCUUUUUACCUCCGUAUAUAUUUAUUUUCCCCUGGUAUCAUUAGAAGCAUGUCAAUUCAGCUGCCAAAGAAGUCAGCGGUCCUCGCGCUGACCCUGAUCGGCGGGAUUUCGGCCCUCCAAAUUCCCCUGCUCCAAACAGCAGAACAGCUCCCCCUCGGCGAGACCCGCAAGGCUCUCGUUAGCUCUUCGGAGCUCCAGGACCACAUUCACAGUAGUAACCUCCUGGAUCGAGCUGAGACUCUGUACAGCAUUGCAGAACAGAGCGUGGAUGAAUACAACCACCCAACUCGCGUGAUCGGCAGCAAGGGACAUCUUGCUACGGUUGACUACAUCUAUUCCACAAUUGUCGGCCUAGGCGACUACUACGAGGUCUCUAACCAGUCCUUCCCAGCGGUGUCGGGAAAUGUGUAUGAGUCUCGGCUCGUUAUCGGACAUGACGUGCCCGCCUCCGCCCGCCCUAUGGGGUUAACCCCCCCAACCAAGAACAAGGAGCCAGUUUAUGGACAGCUUGUGCUCGUCUCAAACCAGGGAUGCGAGCCAUCUGACUACCCUUCUAAUUUGACCGGUGCCAUUGCUUUGAUCCAGCGUGGCAGCUGUCCAUUUGGCACGAAGUCGGAGCAAGCUGGCAAGGCCGGUGCUGUCGCUGCUGUGAUCUACAACAAUGAAAAGGGAGACGUCAGUGGAACUCUGGGGACCCCUUCGCCAAACCAUGUGGCCACCUUCGGCAUUUCCGAUACCGAUGCCGCGCCCUUUAUCCAGCAGCUCCAGGAGGGGAAGAAAGUCGAUUCGAUUGUGUACAUUGACGCGAUGGUUGAAACCAUCAUGACUACGAACAUCAUCGCGCAAACCAAAGAAGGGGACCCGGACAACUGUGUGAUGCUCGGCGGCCACUCCGACAGCGUGGAGGAAGGGCCUGGUAUUAAUGACGACGGAUCGGGCACCAUCAGUCUUUUGGAAGUAGCCACCCAGCUCAGUCAGUAUUCAGUGAAGAAUUGUGUCCGCUUUGCGUGGUGGGCUGCUGAAGAGGAAGGUCUUCUUGGCUCCGACUACUAUGUUUCUACCCUCACCGAGGCUGAGAACAUGAAGAUCAGAGUGUUCAUGGACUACGACAUGAUGGGCAGUCCUAAUUACGCGUACCAAGUGUACAAUGCCACGAAUGCGGCUAAUCCGAUUGGGUCGGAGGAACUGCGUGAUCUGUACACCGAGUUUUAUACCUCGCAUGGCUUGAACUUCACCUAUAUUCCGUUCGAUGGACGAAGCGACUACGACGCUUUCAUUCGGAAUGGAAUCCCUGGCGGUGGCGUUGCUACCGGCGCGGAAGGCGUCAAGACCAAGGAGGAGCAGGAAAUGUUUGGUGGUGUUGCUGGUGACUGGUAUGACCCCUGUUAUCACCAGCUCUGCGAUAACCUGGAAAACGUAAACGAAACUGCGUGGGAAAUCAAUACCAAGCUUAUCGCCCACUCGGUUGCGACAUACGCUGUGUCGUUGGACGGAUUCCCCAACAGGACAGGGGUGACUAGCAACGUCAUGGGCAUUGAUGAAUCCAAGUACCACGGACACAAGCUACGCAUGUAAACUAUUGACCGGAGUUGUGGAUCGGGUGGUUCACUAGAGGGAUAGAUAAUACGAACGUACAUGGCGCACGUUUUGGGUGAGAUUAUGUUAAUAGACUGCCUACUGUGAUUGAUCAUCAGAGACAAGGCGUAGCUAGGCAGCAGCUGAGUAGAGUACGUACUCCAUGUAUCCAGGAAUGCUUCUUAUCUUCGAUGGUGACACCCCUUUUCCACGGGACAUCUUUCCGAGGCAUUUUCAGCACAGAGGAUUAGUAAAAUCCCAUUUGCACCUGGAA